This is a messenger RNA of Peronospora matthiolae, 225 nucleotides long. NCBI's taxonomy places the organism in Eukaryota, Oomycota, Peronosporomycetes, Peronosporales, Peronosporaceae. The record is from the annotation of a GenBank genome assembly.
AUGCAAACACGAGCUGCCAGUGAAGAAGUCCCUGCAGCUGUCUUGCGUCGGCUUCACUGGACCGGCCUCAUGUUAACGCUACAGGACGGAAGCAGUGCAAAGUUGGAUGAUGCUGGACUGCUGCCGGUGCUCACAUUGGGCGACGAGUGCCUUCAUGGGGGACGCUUCUUGGUCGCGUGCCUUGCCGCCUGUGUAAUUGAUGUCAGGCAAGCAUCCACGGAGUAG